Suricata suricatta (meerkat) is the source of this 549-nucleotide messenger RNA. Its product is annotated as mitochondrial import inner membrane translocase subunit Tim29-like. The transcript has a single exon. Gene Ontology annotation, biological process: protein insertion into mitochondrial inner membrane. Gene Ontology annotation, cellular component: TIM22 mitochondrial import inner membrane insertion complex. The record is from RefSeq and is a predicted model, not a curated record. Lineage: Eukaryota; Metazoa; Chordata; Mammalia; Carnivora; Herpestidae. The annotation marks the transcript as partial.
GGCGAGGCGGCCUUCGAGGCUGCGCUGCUCGACGCGUCGGGGACGCUCCUGCUGCUGGCGCCGGCCACGCGUAGCCGCGUCGCCGAGGCGCACGUGCAACGGCUGCUGUGGCUGCGGGGUCGUGGUCGCCUCCGCCACGUGAGCCUGGGCCCCUGCUCGCUCGUGUACGAGGCGCCCGUGGACGCGCAGGUCAGCCUCUACCAGGCCCGCUGCCGCCACCUGCAGCCCCGCUGGGCUGACUUCCCGGGCCGCGUCCUGGACGUGGGCUUCGCUGGUCGCUGGUGGGUGCUGGCCACGCGCAUGCGCGACUGCGACAUUAACGAUGAAGAGUUCCUCCACCUGCCGGCCCACCUACGCGUCGUCGGGCCGCAGCAGCUGCGCUCCGAGGCCAACGAGCGGCUCUUCGACGAGAAGUACAAGCCCGUGGUGCUCACCGACGACCAGGUGGACCAGGCGCUGUGGGAGGAGCAGGUCUUGCAGAAGGAAAAAAAGGACAGGCUCGCCCUGAGCCAGGCCGACUCCCUGGUGCGGCCCGAGGCGCCCCGUUAA